AUGUUUGACAUUUUCGCUAAGAUAUAUUUCCUGGUAAUUGCAAUUUGCCUCAAUUACGGUGCAUCAAAAAUUUUGAAGAAGUCUCCGGCACGCAGUACCAGCAACGCAGACCUUCAGCUUCUUGCCGGCACUGCCUAUGAUUACGAUUAUUUUGCACCAGAGGCGCGCAGAGCGCCAAGUCGCUAUCAGAAAGCCAGUCCAACCACAACUGAGCGACCAUUUAUACGAUAUUGGAAUAACUUCGUACGCAAUAUACGCCUGCCUGUGCCAAGCAUUAGCUGGAAUAUGACCAAUCCGUUAGUGAAUCUCUUCAACGCUGGUGCCACAAAUGUUAUUGACUCGCCAGUAGGUAACUACAACCGCAGACGGACGAAGCGUAAACGCAGUAAAAGCACACGAAAACAAACCAAAAAACGCAAGCAUACACCUACAAUUUAUGAGGGAGAAGAGAAUGACACCUAUCAGACAUCUGGUGGUUAUGGUGGUUACGAAGAACCUUUUACUGUCAAAUUUGACCCGCGUAAAACACUGUACUUUUACGAUGCGAGCACUGGUCAAUAUUACAAUAUACGAAAAACUCAAACACAGUACUUAAAUAUUUACGCUCCUAACGAGCAGCAGCAGCAACAGCUGGAUGAGGUAGAAGAGCAGGAAGAGGAGGAAGUAGAGGAGCCAGAUAUACAGGCGGAAUCAAUAGCACCACAAAUCGAGCCACCGACUAUGGAAACGGGUAACGAAAGCACUGAAUUCAGCCAUGAACCGAUGGAGCAAAUCAACGAGCAACCCAUUCUGUCUGACUCCCAAGAAGUUCAAGAUUCUGCAGAAGUGGAGAUCAUACCACCGGAAGUUGAAAAUAUCGAUGAAUCUGAAGAGCAAACUCUAGUUGGACAGCCAUUUGAUGAUAUUCAACUAAGUAAACAGCAAAAUGCUAAAAAUGUGGAAAUGCUGCGUAAUUCAAUAGGGACUUACAUGUCAGACGAUCGCCUCAAUAGAAUGCGCCAGCGGACGAGUACAAAGCACAAGCCAAAAGCAGUGCGCAGCAGAGUCAAAUCGCAGCCUAGGACAAAAUUAACCUAUUAUGUUUUACAACGGAUUUAA
Molecule: messenger RNA, 1098 nt
Organism: Anastrepha ludens (Mexican fruit fly)
Lineage: Eukaryota; Metazoa; Arthropoda; Insecta; Diptera; Tephritidae
Exons: 3
Coding region: 1-1098 (365 amino acids)
Source: RefSeq, a predicted model, not a curated record